UGGAUUUGGGCAUCUCCUUGAAUUAUGGCCAUGCUGACCACACCUACUGCAUUUGUGUUUAGCAACAGUCCUGCUGAGUCUUGUGCUACCUAAAUCUUCAAAGGGGUCCCUUCUUCUCAGCUUCUUAGGCCUUCCAGGCCCUCUCUUCUUUAUGGGAGGAAGUAUCUCAGGGUCAUUUGUAGGCUGCCAUAACUCUUGGCCAUUGAUAGGAGUGAUCUCAUGCCCAUAUGUAGCUUCAUAUGCAGCUCUCUUAUAGUAUGGAUGCACAAAAUCUUCUGGUUUCAUCCUUUUACAUGCUAUGGCAGCCACUGCAUGCCUGCAUGGUAUGCCAACCAAAUCAAACAGAUUGCAUGUGCAUGAACUUUUGCUCAAGUCCACCACAAAUCCCUCACCUGUUUGCAACAUAUUGCAGGAUUAGGACAGCCAUUAUCCAUGAAAGUAAACAAUGUGUAUAAAUUCUUAUUGGACUUUGACUUGACAACAUUGCUUCUUAUCCUAUCAGACUUCCUCACUGGCAACUUGAAUUUGGCAGGCCUCUUUGUUGGAGAAAAUUUUUCAACACAAAAAUUAUCAAGACCAGGUAACUUCAGUGGUGCAUCCACUUGCUUCUUGGAUGGAGGUUUAAAUGGCUGGUUUUUCUUCUUUGGAGGCUCCACAGCCACUUGCUUCCCCUUGUUCUUUGGUUCUUUUGCUUCUCCUUUCUUCUUUGUAGCCUCCACAGCCACUUGCUUCCCUCUCUUCUUUGAACCAUCCAACUGCUUGUCCUUAUUCUUUGGAUCACCUGAUUGAACUUUCUUGGCUUUCUUCUUUGAACCAUCAAGUACCCUGAGGAGAUCAAUUGGAGUAGUUGGCAGUUCAUCAGGAGCAUGCUUAACAAAGAGAUGUACUUCCCCCCUCUUUACAGCAUAUUUACCCAACUCUAUUGCCUCUUUAUCAGUGGACAAAGGCCUGAAAUUGCGAAUUGCAAAAUCCUCGUCUUUCAUCGAAAACACCUGGAACUUUCCUUUUGUAUACCCCAGCUCAGCAAUUACAUCAAGACUCUCAAAAUAACUCCACCUAUCACUAUCAGCAUCCACAGUGUUUUCUUUGACAUCUACGUAGUGCAACCUUGGCUCCUCAACAAAUUGUCCAGAGUGAUGAAUAAUGGCUUUGAAAGCCAUCCUGAUAGAAAUGCAGAUUAAUUACAUGCAACAUCAUGAUAGAAAUAGAAAGGACAAAGGAACAUAAUGCUAACAUUGGAGUCUACAAAUUGAUGAACAACAACCCAAUGCAAGAAUGCAUGACCCGACACAACCAAAGCCAUACACCCUACCAAAAUCGUAAGAACAGAGAGAUAGGCAGAAAUAGAAACCAAGGUAGAAAUAGAAACCAUGUUGAGCUACAAAAGAGAUAGGCAGAGCAGAGGACACACUAACCUUCGUCUCCGUCAAUUCCAGUCGCCUUCCUCGCCGUCGCCGCUGUCAAAGUUCGUCGUCGCCGCCGUCAAAGUUCUUCGCUCUUCGCCUGGGAUAGAAAGCUAGGUUUCAACUGAGAGAGAUUGAAGGGUGGGUCGAGAGAUGGGUGAAUAGUAAGGGGUAAAUGUCAAGUUUAGAUUAGGUUUUAGGGUUAAUUAGUUUUAGGAUUAUUUAGUUUAGCUAGGGUUAAAUCAGAGGGCUUAAUUAUAAUUUUUAAAAGAAUUUUUUUUUAUUUAAAUGCCAUGUCAUUUCAUUAAAUGACGUGGCACGACCACGUGCACGGCUGCCGGAGCUAUACCGGCGGCAAGGACGGUUUCCGUACAAACACUUGAGUCUGAGGAUGGGGUUAGGAAGAUUUUCCGGCGAGGGACGGAAACCAGAUCUCGCUCAAAGUUCAGGGACGGUGAACACAUUUAACCCUUCAUUAUUUCAUGAAGUAAGCAAUAACAAACGGUUUCUUGCAAAAUGUUCAAUUGAGUUCAAUUUGUUUUCCUAAAUCAAAUAUUAAACGUGCAGGGUUAUAUAUGUAAUUAAAAUCAUGGUUCUGUUCUAUUGACUUGGAGUUACCAAACACAACACACAGAACAUUGUUGUCCUGUUCCAUCAUGUUCUGUCCUGUUCCGUUCUGUUCUGUCCUAUUCCGUUCCAUCACCAAACGCUACCUAUAAUUUCCUUUAUGCAGUGUUUAGUUCUUUCUCUUCUUACUAUCUCUUUCUCAUCAGCAAAAGCUGACUCCAUUUUUCCGCACAUCAACAAUAAGCUUUGCAUUUGUGACUUGGUCUAUCCCACUGUCUUUAAUUGCCAAGUUUAGACCAACCAAUCCACCACCUAAUUGGAAUUUCAUUUCAGAUUCCAAUCAUAUGUUCCAACAGACAAGAACAAAUCAUAUUAAUAUAUGUUUGCAAAUCAUUUUAAAAUUGAUUCUAAAGCCAGAACUAAUUUUGGUGAGAAGCAUAUGUGAAUAGCUUUUGGAUUUUAGAAUCGAUUCUAAUGAUAGAGAAGUUGAUCCAACAUAUGCUACUAAUCAAUGAAAUUUCCAGUCACUUUCCUCUUGUUCCAGUUCAUAUGCUACUGAUUCACAACUAUGUCAAAGUUGCCUAGGUAGGAUCCAUAUUUAUACAAGAAAGAUGAAAAGUCCCCAGGUGCAAGUUUUGGUAGUCCUGGUAUGAGAAAGAGAAACUGUGUCUGUGAAAGAGGUAACUCAACCAAUUUCUGGCGAGCAUGGAAGCUUAUGAUGUUAACUGAACAAGAUUGGGUGAAGAAGGCAGCCCCAAGGAGGGGCAAAUUACCUUCAAAAUUUGUCUUUAGUUUUGCUACGUAUUUACUUUUGAAAGGAAAAUUUUAUUCAUCUCAAAUUUAAUUUGGACAAAAAUCAAUUUACAAAACCAUGAUUAUCUAAAAUUUCACAAACGCGCGCAUGCCGGCUUAGGGAGUAUUGGGAAGACUUUGUUGAAGCUUAUCUUACAGCUGUUUCCAUGUGAUAAAUUGCUCUUUUAAUUCUGACUCAGUAUGACAAAGGUCAAAUGUCUCUAAAAAAUGCGGCUCCAUUUGAACUUUUAUGUCAGGAUUAAACAUUCACUAUUUACCAUUGCGAUUGACACCCGGGUGCUUAAGCAUUUAAACAUGUGUUUGUUUAAUCUUCUUAAAAUAUCUUAUGAUAAACAUAUUAGUAAAAUUCAUGUAAACAUCCUAGCUGUUUGAUCGAACUUCAUACUCCCUCCGUUCCAGAAAGUUUGUAGUUUAAGGUUGUGACACAAAGAGUAAGAAAACAAUUAUUGAUAGUAUAAUUUGACUAGAUUGCCCUUAUUUAAUUUUAAUAGUAUGAUGUGCAACUAUUAAAGUAUAAUGUAGUUAAUAGAGAAGAGUUGUGGUUGAUUAAUAUGAAAGGUGAUAAGUGAGAGAAAAUGUAUUAAAUGAGGGUAUAAGUGAAAAAAAUUAGUAAAAAAUGCAUUAGUUUUCUAAAACAACAAACAUUUUGGGAUAUUGAAAAAUAGUGCAAAACAACAUGAAACGGAGGGAAUAUUUAUGACGUACUCAUCUUCUUUUCCAUUCUGAUUCAAUCUUAUUAGUGUGUUGGAUACCGUCAACAAAUUUUCCACUGAGUGAUACACACUGUCGUUCUACCUGGCAGCCAUUGCUGAUUUUGGUGACACGUAUUUUCCACAUGUCCUCGUGCAUGCAACUACCACACCAUUUCCCUCCAUAUAAACAACACACUUUCCCUCAUGCAUAUCAAGAAACAAAACAAAGCAAAAUUAGUUUGUUGUUCAUCUCUGAACACACCAUGGCCACGAAAUCACGGUUUUCUUUAGCUAUCUUCUUCUUUCUCUUCUUUCUGCUAGCCGUCACUUCAAUCUCUGCCAUAAGCACAGAAGAAACAGUGGUAGAAGAUCCAGAGCUCAAAACAUGCAAACACCAGUGCGAACAGCAACUGCAGUACUGCAAGAGUGACAAACGAAUUUGCAAGCAAAGGUGUGAAGGGUAUCAUGAAAUGAAGAAAGAACGAGAGAGGCAAAUUGAAGAGGAAACUCGUGAGAGGAAAGAGCAUGAGAUGGAGGAAAAGAGUAAACAUCAUCAUCAUAGUCAAGAAGAAGAGGAAGGAGAAGAAGAAGGAGAAGAAGAAGAAGAAGAAGAAGGAGGAGAAGAAGAAGAAGAAGAAGAAGGAGAAGAAGAAGAAGAAGAAGAAGAAGAAGAAGAAGAAGAAGAAGAUGAGAAUCCUUUUGUUUUUGAAGAUAAAGAUUUUGACACUAGAUUCGAUACAGAGGAUGGUAAAAUCUGGGUUCUGCAGAAGUUCAGUAAGAAAUCCAAGCUUCUUCGAGGCAUUGAGAAUUUUCGCUUGUCCAUUUUGGAAGCUAGAGGACACACUUUCAUUUCUCCACGCCACUUUGAUUCUGAGGCUGUUCUCUUCAACGUGAAGGGGCGAGCUAUAAUUGGGUUGGUGGUUGAAGACAAAACAGAGAGAUUCAACAUGGAACCUGGAGACAUCAUGAGAAUACCAGCAGGGACCCCUGUCUACAUGGUUAACAGAGAUGAGAAUGAGAGGCUUUUCAUUGCCACUUUCCAUAUACCAGUUUCUACUCCUGGAAAUUAUGAGUCAUUUUUUGGGCCUGGAGGGCAAGACCCAGAAUCAGUUCUCACAACAUUCAGCUGGAAAGUACUUGAAGCUGCACUAAAAACCCCACGAGGAACAUUGAAAGGGCUUUUUGAUCAACAAAACCGGGGAAGCAUGUUCAGAAUACCCAAACAACAUGUUCAUGCCUUAGCCCCUAAGCGAACCAUUUGGCCUUUCGGUGGCCAAUCCAUGGCACCUUUCAACCUCUUCAGCAAGCGCCCCAUUUUCUCCAACGAAUAUGGCCGUCUCUUUGAAGUUGGUCAGAAUCCUUCUGAAGAUAAGAGUGGACUUCAAGGACUCAAUCUCAUGGUCACCUUUGCCAACAUCACCAAUGGGUGUAUGAGUACUCUUUUCUACAACACACAUUCAACACCAAUAGCAAUGGUGGUUGAAGGUGAAGGACAUUUUGAGAUGGCAUGCCCACACCUCUCAUCAAGGUCUCACUCACAAGAACGAAAGAGUAGCCCCUCAUAUCAGAAGAUCAGUGCAAGAUUAAGGCCUGGGACGGUGUUUGUUGUUCCCGCUGGUCACCCCUUUGUGACCAUUGCUUCCAAUAAAAGUAACCUCAUGAUUCUUCGCUUUGAGGUCAAUGCUAAAAACAACAAGAAGCUCACUUUUGCAGGGAAGGGGAACAUUGUGAGUGCAUUGGACAAGACAGCAAAGGAGUUGUCCUUUGACUACCCUGCGGACAAGGUGGACAAGAUCUUCGAGAGGGAUGAGGAAUUCUUUUUCCCUGGCCCUGAAGCUUUCGAGGAGAGCAAGGAGCGUGGUCACUCUGAGGCGUGAGAAGUAGUGAAUAUGGUUGUUGAAGAUGAGGAUGUGUGUGUAGUUUUGAGUUUUCUAUUUGUGCAUGAUGUAAAUUAGAUGGAGUUUGUGUGUGUAUACGAGGAUGAUGUAAAAUGAAAUAAAACUGCCACCGUUUGCUAUCUUUUGUGAUAUAUAGCAGAGGUUAAUUA
Molecule: messenger RNA, 5522 nt
Organism: Lotus japonicus
Lineage: Eukaryota; Viridiplantae; Streptophyta; Magnoliopsida; Fabales; Fabaceae
Product: sucrose-binding protein-like
Exons: 6
Coding region: 3619-5352 (577 amino acids)
Source: RefSeq, a predicted model, not a curated record